AUGCUCAGCACCAGGAACGUCCACAAACUUGAAGAAGUUGCCGUCAAAGGACACCCAGAUGCCAUCGUCGCCACUACCAAUGGGAUCGCUGGCAACGACACCACCACCAUCGUCACCGCCAAUAGGCUCGCCGCGGCUGUUUAUAGGAUCGCUAACACCACCACUCUGCUCAUCGCAGCUGCCACAGCCACCAUCGCCACCACUUGGACGAUCGCUGACACCGCUGCUGCCAAUGGGAUCAUCACCACCAUCGCCAAUGGGCCGGCAGACCCCAGCACCACCACCACUCGGCUCUUCGCUGCUGCCAAUGGGAUCGAUGACACCGCCUCCAUCCCAACCACUUGGAAGAACGUCACUGCCACCAUCGCCACCACUCGGAACAACGCCAACAUUGCCACUGGGAUCAACACUGCCACGAAUGGACACACAAAAGCCACUAUGCUCGACACCUCAGAGCGCACGCUGGGGCCACAUUACACAAGGGGAGUCGACGCAACGUCAACCUUGCAUCGCCACGACAGCAGUGGCAACGGACGUCUCGCAUCGCCACGGCAGAAUGCAGUAGUGCAACCAAAGUUGUCUUGCCGCAAGGAACCACUCGUGCUGGGGCGUACGAUCGAAGGCGGCAGCGAGUUCAUGCAAGCUACCAGAGUAGAACUCAUCGGCACACAUCUGCUCACCAAAGUGAUGGACCGAAACCCGUCUCCUGCAUAG
Messenger RNA from Aphanomyces astaci, 714 nucleotides. RefSeq lists its product as hypothetical. The coding region runs from base 1 to 714 and encodes 237 amino acids. The transcript has 4 exons. The record is from RefSeq and is a predicted model, not a curated record. Lineage: Eukaryota; Oomycota; Saprolegniomycetes; Saprolegniales; Verrucalvaceae.